ACAACAUAUCCUUGUCAUGGUCAAACUUGGGAAAAUGGCAUGCAUGGAAAAAGUGAUUCUGGCAACCGUUUCCUGCUUUCAGAUGACAGUUUAGAGGUGCAUCCAGACUUGCAAAGUAUGCACGACUCUAGGUUGGCAUUGCCUCUUGAAUUGGCGGAGGAACCAGUGUAUGUGAACGCGAAACAAUACCAUGGGAUUUUAAGGCGAAGACAACUGCGCGCAAAGGCUGAGUUGGAAAAUAAGGUGGCGAAAGCUAGAAAGCCGUAUCUUCAUGAAUCUCGACACUUGCAUGCUAUGAGAAGAGCCAGAGGUUGCGGAGGCAGGUUCCUGAGCAAAAAGAAUGUUGAUAAAUCAGAUAGCCGUGCUGCUUCCAAGAAGAGCAUCGAUUUUAAUGCUACGCCCACAGAGAUGAAGGAUUCACUUGGUUCUCAGCAUCCCUUUUCCAGCACUUCUCAGAAGAGCUGUAACGAAGUGAGGGGGUUUCUGCUCCAAGAAAUGCAGAACACAAACACUUUUGAAUGGGGAUAUCAAUACCAUUGUAAAACUCAAUAACUACCAAUAGGGACUUCCAGGUAACCAUCGGACUGGAAAGUUGGGAUGGAGAAAUUCCUCACCACUGCUAAAAAGUGUCUUUUAGCUUGAUACAAUGUUGAUAGCUUGUAAAGUUGUGUGUGAUACUGUGACACAUUCUGCAGCUGUGAAACGGGCGUUUCUAUAAGAGGGAUGGAUCGUUCUUACGAGCAAAAUUUUGGUCUGAGAGUUUCGGUUGUAUGGUUAACGUAUUUCUGGUGGCAUAUGAACCAAUUACUGAUGUAUUUAGCAGCAUGGCUGCAGCUGCUUAGCUAUCAAAACAAUCUUAUGACACUAUAAUUAUUAGCCUCAAAUGCACUUCUUGUUUAAGGCCAAUGUUUCAUAG
This is a messenger RNA of Coffea eugenioides, 916 nucleotides long. Its product is annotated as nuclear transcription factor Y subunit A-7-like. Bases 40 to 552 code for a protein of 170 amino acids. Gene Ontology annotation, cellular component: CCAAT-binding factor complex. The record is from RefSeq and is a predicted model, not a curated record. Gene Ontology annotation, molecular function: RNA polymerase II cis-regulatory region sequence-specific DNA binding; DNA-binding transcription factor activity, RNA polymerase II-specific. NCBI's taxonomy places the organism in Eukaryota, Viridiplantae, Streptophyta, Magnoliopsida, Gentianales, Rubiaceae. Gene Ontology annotation, biological process: regulation of transcription by RNA polymerase II. The transcript has 4 exons.